AUGGUUGCUGCCGACGUCGCUCAAGCUUACGCUGAUGGACGAGUACCCACGAACAUAUCAUACAUUACGCCCGAGUAUCUGAGCGAGUCGCGCGAUGGACCGGCGAUAUCAAGGAUUCUGGCAAUAUACGUUAUCACCACUGUUCUGCUUAUUUGCAGGUUCACCUCCCGAAUCUUUGUUGUCAAAAGCUUCGGACUCGAUGACAGCAUCGCGGCUUUCUCCUGGAUUUGCUAUACGGCCUUUAUGGCCCUCUGUCUGGUGUUGAUCUACGAAGGCAGCGGUCGGCAUAUCGAGUAUAUUCAAUACGUACUCACUUUGCCUGAGGUCGAACAGACAGAAAUCGUCGACUAUGCAGCCCAUCUGAUCUACACGGCGACGCUGUACUUCUGCCGGUUGAGUGGUCUCGCUUUCUUCUCGCGCCUCUGUAGCUCGCAUCCGACCUUUCGCAUUUCUAUAUGGGCUUGCGGUUUCUUUUUGACUGCAGCUUUCAUUGUGCAGUUCCUUCUCAUCCUUCUGCAUUGUCUUCCGGUUACCGGAUUGUGGCCGUAUGCAUGGCAAACGACCGAAAGAACGUACAAAUGUCUCAACUGGGGUGUCGUCUACGUGACCAAUUCAGGUCUGUCUUUGGUCAACGAUCUUGUCCUUUUCAGUAUACCGAUAGCAAUGAUUUCGAUCUUGCAACUUCCUAAGAGUCGCAAGAUCGUGCUGGCCAUUGUCAUGCUUCCAGGAACACUUGUCAUCGGCAUCUCAUGCGCACGGCUGUGGCUUUGUGUGGUUGGCCAAUGGCGGACAGACGGUUCCUGGUACUAUGACCCACAACUGGUCAUUGAAGUCGCAGAGAUCGGAGGCACAUUGAUCGCACUUUCAGUCCCCAGCUACAAGCCAAUCUUGAGCAGGUGGUACGGUCAGAUGAAGAGUACUGCCGAAGCUUCUUACGGACCAAACUCGAAGUAUGGCGAAGGAGUAUCAAGACGCAAAAGUUCGGUUCCGGCACUCUGGGGAUCGCAAGUCGCUGACUCAAAACUGAAGACAUCCAUUCAGAGCAGCAAGCAGACACCAGGGUCCAGAGCUUCGUCAGACAACAGUCUGCUCAGUCCGGACGACAACAUCUACGUGACGACGGAUGUUGAUAUGAGGUCGAUUUCGAUGGCUAAAUUGAGGAAGAGCAGCACCAGUGAGUGUUGA
Messenger RNA from Aureobasidium musti, 1185 nucleotides. NCBI's taxonomy places the organism in Eukaryota, Fungi, Ascomycota, Dothideomycetes, Dothideales, Saccotheciaceae. The record is from the annotation of a GenBank genome assembly.